Messenger RNA from Hipposideros armiger (great roundleaf bat), 6384 nucleotides. It is a transcript of the gene SIPA1L1, whose product is annotated as signal induced proliferation associated 1 like 1. The record is from RefSeq and is a predicted model, not a curated record. Bases 863 to 6139 code for a protein of 1758 amino acids. NCBI's taxonomy places the organism in Eukaryota, Metazoa, Chordata, Mammalia, Chiroptera, Hipposideridae. Gene Ontology annotation, biological process: regulation of small GTPase mediated signal transduction. Gene Ontology annotation, molecular function: GTPase activator activity; protein binding. The transcript has 23 exons. Gene Ontology annotation, cellular component: cytoplasm.
GGACCCAAGCGCCCAGACAAUAGUUGAUGCUCGGGGACGGGGGCACCUCCACCCCCAACGACGCCAGGAACGCGCCCCCCGCUGGCCGCUCUCCAGUCUGCAUUCCGGGUCCCCCCGGGAGCCAGGCUCGGGAGUUGGGCUGAUUCGCCCUCGCCUCCCCCCUCCGAUCCCCCUCCGCUGGGCGCCCUCCCCGGCCUCGCCGCCUGCCGUUCUCCGCCGAAAAGGCGGCGAGUGAGCGCGCGCCGACCGUCUACAAGGUUUCUCUUUCUCCCCAGGGAGGGCGCGCGGCGGACGCACCCGGGACGCGCGGCAGCACCGGGGAGGCCCGGCCCAGCGGUUCAGUUUCAAAUUUGAAUCUCCUGCAGUACUGACUGUAACCUCAUUUCCAAGAUUUUUGUAUAAGAGGUAGAUCAAAAGGACUGUCCUUUCAGGUUUUGAGAGAAUACCUCAAGUUGGAUUCAAAAGCAAGACUUACUACUAACUUUGAAGUGGAAAAAGGUUGCACAUUAUUACUGUGGAUGCUACUUGUCUAAAUUUCUGUAGCCAUGACACAAGAAUAUAAGAAAGCCCGGGAUUAUGGCAAUCACAGAGUCCCCAUAAUACAAGUCUCAUUCAGUUUUUUCUGAAGAAAGCCAUCUAUUAAAGUUAAGUAAAGGAACUAGUGUGGAUUAUAACGUUUUGAAGAUCUGGAUUUUUCAGAAGUUUGAAUAUAAGGCAUUGUUUAACCUUUAAAUGAACAAGGUUAAGAUCUCAUGCGACUGCUGUGUUUGCUGGAGACCGUUCUACAAAAGGGAAGUGCCCAUUUAAAACUUCGAAAUGGUGGUCCUUUCUUCAGGGAUUUAAGUCUGAUUGCUUUUACAUCAUGACCAGCUUGAAACGGUCCCAGACGGAGAGGCCUGUUGCCACCGAAAGGGCCUCGGUCAUCGGCACAGAUGGCCCUCCCAAAGUCCACACCGACGACUUCUACAUGCGGCGUUUCAGGUCCCAAAAUGGAAGUUUGGGGUCCUCCAUCAUGGCGCCUGUGGGGCCCCCCCGCAGUGAAGGUUCGCACCAUAUAACCUCGACCCCCGGGGUCCCAAAGAUGGGGGUUAGGGCAAGGAUUGCAGAUUGGCCCCCACGGAAGGAAAACGUAAAAGAAUCUAGUCGUACAAGUCAGGAAAUAGAAACCUCAAGUUGCCUUGAGAGCCUGUCCUCCAAAAGCAGUCCUGUGAGUCAGGGAAGUUCUGUUAGCCUCAAUUCCAGUGACUCAGCCAUGUUAAAAAGCAUACAGAACACGCUGAAAAACAAGACAAGACCGUCGGAGAACAUGGACUCCAGAUUUCUCAUGCCUGAAGCCUAUCCCAGCUCCCCUAGGAAGGCUCUUCGCAGAAUACGACAGCGGAGCAACAGUGAUAUCACCAUAAGUGAACUUGACGUGGAUAGCUUUGAUGAAUGUAUCUCGCCCACCUACAAGACUGGGCCGUCACUACACAGGGAAUAUGGUAGCACAUCUUCAAUUGACAAGCAGGGAACGUCCGGAGAGAGCUUCUUUGAUUUGUUAAAGGGCUACAAAGACGACAAAUCCGAUCGAGGUCCAACUCCAACCAAGCUCAGUGACUUUCUCAUCGCUGGUGGGGCCAAGGGUUCCGGUUUCUCUUUGGAUGUUAUAGAUGGGCCCAUCACACAGAGAGAGAACCUCAGGCUCUUUAAGGAAAGGGAAAAACCACUCAAGCGACGUUCCAAGUCUGAAACCGGAGACUCCUCCAUUUUUCGUAAGUUACGCAAUGCCAAAGCUGAUGAACUUGGGAAAUCGUCGGAUCUUGAAGAUAACCGAUCAGAAGACUCCGUCAGGCCCUGGACGUGCCCAAAGUGCUUUGCCCACUAUGAUGUCCAGAGUAUAUUAUUUGACUUGAACGAGGCGAUUAUGAACAGGCACAAUGUUAUCAAGCGGAGAAACACCACCACGGGGGCUUCGGCAGCUGCCGUGGCUUCUUUGGUCUCAGGACCGUUGUCCCACUCGGUCAGUUUUAGCUCCCCGAUGGGCAGCACAGAGGACUUGAAUUCCAAAGGAAGCCUCAGCGUGGACCAGGGAGAUGAUAAAAGCAAUGAACUUGUAAUGAGCUGCCCGUAUUUUCGGAAUGAGAUAGGCGGAGAAGGUGAGAGGAAGAUCAGCCUGUCGAAAUCAAAUUCUGGCUCCUUCAGUGGGUGUGAAAGUGCCUCCUUUGAGUCUGCACUCAGCUCCCAUUGCACGAAUGCAGGAGUGGCGGUGCUGGAAGCGCCCAAGGAAAACGUACUGUUGCAUCUGGAUGGUGUGAAAAGGUACAUUGUGGAACACGUGGACCUCGGCGCCUACUAUUACAGGAAAUUCUUCUACCAGAAGGAACACUGGAACUAUUUUGGGGCUGAUGAGAAUCUUGGUCCAGUGGCUGUGAGCAUUCGAAGGGAAAAACCAGAAGAAAUGAAAGAAAAUGGAUCUCCUUACAACUACCGAAUAAUAUUUAGAACUAGUGAGCUCAUGACACUGAGAGGUUCAGUCCUGGAGGAUGCCAUUCCUUCAACGGCAAAGCACUCGACAGCCAGAGGGCUACCCCUGAAAGAAGUGCUGGAGCACGUGAUUCCCGAGCUCAACAUCCAGUGCCUGCGCUUGGCCUUCAACACGCCCAAAGUCACAGAGCAGCUCAUGAAACUGGAUGAACAAGGGCUGAACUAUCAGCAGAAAGUCGGCAUCAUGUACUGCAAAGCCGGACAGAGCACGGAGGAAGAGAUGUACAACAAUGAAUCAGCCGGCCCCGCCUUUGAGGAAUUCCUUCAGCUGCUGGGAGAACGCAUUCGGCUCAAAGGAUUCGAGAAGUACCGCGCACAGCUUGACACCAAAACUGACUCCACUGGAACCCAUUCUCUGUACACAACAUACAAAGACUAUGAAAUUAUGUUCCAUGUUUCUACCAUGCUGCCAUACACACCUAACAACAAACAACAGCUCCUACGGAAGCGGCACAUUGGAAAUGAUAUCGUAACAAUUGUUUUCCAAGAGCCUGGAGCACAGCCGUUCAGCCCAAAAAACAUCCGAUCCCACUUUCAGCACGUUUUCGUCAUCGUCAGGGUUCACAACCCCUGCACAGACAGUGUCUGUUACAGUGUGGCUGUUACCAGGUCCAGAGAUGUGCCUUCCUUUGGACCUCCCAUCCCCAAAGGGGUCACUUUCCCUAAGUCAAACGUGUUCAGGGACUUCCUUUUGGCCAAAGUGAUUAAUGCAGAGAACGCUGCUCAUAAAUCAGAAAAGUUUCGGGCCAUGGCAACUCGGACCCGCCAGGAAUACCUGAAAGAUCUGGCAGAAAAGAAUGUCACCAACACCCCUAUUGACCCGUCGGGCAAGUUCCCAUUCAUCUCUCUGGCCUCUAAGAAGAAGGAAAAGUCGAAGCCUUAUCCAGGAGCUGAGCUCAGCAGCAUGGGGGCCAUUGUGUGGGCUGUCCGCGCCAAAGACUACAACAAAGCUAUGGAACUGGACUGCCUCUUCGGGGUCUCCAAUGAGUUCAUCAUCCUCAUUGAACAGGAAACGAAGAGUGUGGUUUUCAACUGUUCCUGCCGCGAUGUGAUAGGGUGGACUUCAACCGACACCAGCCUCAAAAUCUUCUAUGAGCGAGGGGAAUGCAUUUCGGUGGAGAGUUUUAUUAACAACGAAGACAUCAAAGAGAUUGUCAAAAGGUUGCAGUUUGUGUCCAAAGGCUGUGAGUCGGUGGAAAUGACCCUGCGAAGGAAUGGGCUCGGACAGCUUGGCUUCCAUGUCAACUAUGAGGGCAUCGUGGCAGACGUGGAGCCCUACGGCUACGCCUGGCAGGCAGGGCUGCGGCAGGGCAGCCGGCUGGUAGAGAUCUGCAAGGUGGCGGUGGCCACCCUGAGCCAUGAGCAGAUGAUCGACCUCCUGAGAACAUCCGUCACAGUGAAAGUCGUCAUUAUUCCCCCCCAUGAUGACUGCACCCCGCGGAGGAGUUGCUCUGAAACCUAUCGCCUGCCAGUGAUGGAGUACAAGAUGAAUGAAGGGGUUUCCUACGAGUUCAAGUUUCCCUUCCGAAAUAAUAACAAAUGGCAGAGGAACGCCAGCAAGGGACCUCAUGCUUCUCAGGUCCCGUCCCAGGUGCAGAGUCCCAUGACCUCGCGGCUGAAUGCCGGGAAAGGAGACGGGAAAAUGCCUCCCCCAGAAAGAGCUGCCAACAUUCCUCGCAGCAUCUCCAGUGAUGGGCGUCCACUGGAGAGGCGGCUGUCUCCUGGUUCGGACAUCUAUGUGACGGUCUCAUCCAUGGCUUUAGCAAGAUCCCAGCAGUGUCGUAACUCCCCCAGCAACCUCUCUUCAUCCAGUGACACUGGCUCUGGUGGGGGCACUUACAGGCAGAAAUCCAUGCCUGAAGGGUUUGGAGUAAGCCGCCGAUCCCCAGCCUCCAUCAUUGACAGGCAGAACACCCAGUCAGACAUUGGUGGCAGCGGAAAAUCCACACCCAGCUGGCAAAGAAGUGAGGAUAGCAUUGCCGAUCAGAUGGACGCAAAACCUGUACUUAAGUACACUUCGCUUCCCUUGCAGUCCGAUAGCCACUACUCGAGCCACUCCAGCAGCAAUACCCUCUCCAGCAACGCCUCGAGUGCCCACAGUGACGAGAAGUGGUAUGAUGGGGACCGCACGGAAUCCGAACUCAACAGCUACAACUACCUGCAGGGCACCUCUGCUGACAGUGGCAUCGACACAACCUCCUAUGGCCCCAGCCACGGCAGCACGGCCUCCCUGGGGGCCGCCACGUCGUCCCCUCGCUCAGGGCCAGGCAAGGAGAAAGUGACCCCCCUGUGGCAUAGCUCCAGUGAAGUGAUCUCCAUGGUUGAUCGGACUUUAGAGACAGACGGCCAUGGCAUGGACCGGAAAACAGAGUCCUCCCUGAGCUUGGAUAUCCACAGCAAGAGCCAGGCUGGGUCCAACCCUCUGACCAGGGAGAACAGCACUUUCAGUAUAAACGACGCUGCUUCCCACACAAGCACCAUGAGCUCCCGUCACUCGGCCAGCCCAGUUGUCUUCACCAGUGCCAGAAGUUCACCCAAAGAGGAGCUUCAUCCUGCCACCUCCUCGCAACUUGCCCCUUCCUUCUCCUCUUCCUCAUCCUCCUCAUCGGGUCCCAGGACUUUCUACCCUCGCCAGGGUGCUACUAGCAAGUACCUGAUUGGAUGGAAAAAACCCGAAGGAACCAUAAACUCCGUGGGAUUUAUGGACACACGAAAGCGUCAUCAGAGUGAUGGCAAUGAAAUAUCCCACACCAGGCUACGUGCCUCAACCAGGGACCUGCGAGCAUCCCCUAAGCCAACCUCCAAGUCCACCAUUGAGGAGGAUCUCAAGAAACUCAUCGACCUUGAAAGUCCAACUCCCGAAUCCCAGAAGAACUUUAAGUUCCAUGCGCUCUCCUCGCCCCAGUCUCCAUUUCCUACCACCCCCACCUCACGGCGGGCCUUGCACAGAACGCUGUCAGAUGAGAGCAUUUACAGUGGCCAGAGGGAGCACUUUUUCACCUCAAGGGCUUCGCUUCUGGACCAAGCCCUGCCCAACGAUGUCCUCUUCAGUAGCACCUACCCUUCUCUCCCCAAGUCUCUUCCAUUGCGGAGGCCUUCCUACACCUUGGGGAUGAAGUCGUUGCAUGGAGAGUUCUCGGCCUCGGACAGCUCCCUCACUGACGUCCAGGAGACCCGAAGGCCCAUGCCCGACCCCGGCCUGAUGCCCCUGCCCGAUUCUGCUGCCGAUUUGGAUUGGUCCAACUUGGUGGAUGCCGCCAAGGCCUAUGAGGUCCAGAGAGCCUCAUUCUUUGCUGCUAGUGAUGAGAACCAUCGCCCCUUGAGUGCUGCAUCCAACAGUGACCAGCUUGAGGACCAGGCUCUGGCCCAGAUGAAGUCUUACAGCAGCAGUAAAGACUCCUCUCCCACUCUGGCUUCCAAAGUGGACCAGCUGGAAGGGAUGUUGAAGAUGCUUCGGGAAGAUUUGAAGAAGGAAAAGGAAGACAAAGCCCACCUUCAGGCGGAAGUUCAGCACUUGCGAGAGGACAACCUGAGGCUGCAGGAGGAGUCCCAGAACGCCUCCGACAAGCUGAAGAAGUUCACCGAGUGGGUCUUCAAUACCAUAGACAUGAGCUAGGGCAGGCCGAGGUGGACAGGAGAGAGGGACCCGGGAGCCUCUGAGUGAGGCUGGGAAGCCCCUUAGUCACGCCAUUGAGCACAUUCUCAGAGCAACCUCCUCAGCUUCCUGCUUGCCCUCUUUCCAGGAGCGCACAGCAAUUGCAGAUCAACAAUCAUUAUCUGCCUUUUGUAGAAAAGAAAAAAAGUAAAAAUUUUAAAAAGUAAAAUAAAAGUUUAACUGCUAAAAUGUGAAUGUCUUUAUUU